Molecule: messenger RNA, 3106 nt
Organism: Pezoporus occidentalis (night parrot)
Lineage: Eukaryota; Metazoa; Chordata; Aves; Psittaciformes; Psittacidae
Gene: PRKAB2
Product: protein kinase AMP-activated non-catalytic subunit beta 2
Exons: 8
Coding region: 1372-2256 (294 amino acids)
Biological process (GO): signal transduction
Cellular component (GO): cytoplasm; nucleotide-activated protein kinase complex; nucleus
Molecular function (GO): protein kinase binding
Source: RefSeq, a predicted model, not a curated record
GGACAGCGCGGUGGGUAACGGUGGCCUGGACCCCUCAUUGGUGGCCGUGGCCGUGGCCGUGGCCUGCAGCCGGCUCGGAGCACCUCAAGAGCACCCUGUCUCUAGCCGGUGCGGCCAGCUUCUCCUAAGGGCCGUGGCAGGCACCCAUCAGGGAAGGAGGGCGGGUGGCGGCCCUGCAUGCCGUGACAGCUCUAGCAGCGCUUCGCGGAGCCCUCAUGACAGCCCUGCCAACGCCACUGCUUGGCAGAGCCUUCACCCCAGUCAUGCCUGCUUGGCAGGAUCCAGAGGAGGGAGGCUUUCUUAUUCCCGGUUUCCCAGCUCAUUCCCUUAACCUUAUGGCAACCUCUCGGCUAAGCUCUGGUUUCCUUCUCUGAAUGAGGGAGGCAGGAGAGUCUGGGCAAAUCAGGCUUCCCUGGGUACCUUCAGCACCAAGAGGUGUCUGCCAAGCAGGCUGUGGGCAACUGAGAGUGCUGAACAGAGACCCCCAUCUCUCCAAAAUAAACCUCAGCCUGGCUGCUGGUGAUUCCCAGUCCAGGUCGCUGGCUGGGUGGGAGAGGCAGCAAGUGUGACACAUCUCAGGGGGAACUGGUGUAUUUCGUGUGUCCAGGUCAGAAGCAAAGUGGGGAGGCGGGGCUGGUUGAAGCCUAAGGGGCUUUGUGAUCCAGCAGGCAGGCACCCACCUUAUUGCAGACUGUAGCUGGCAGCAGCUUGCUGCCAGACUGGGAGCAGACAUGCUGAGACGCUGUGGAGGUUUGCUUGGGUUUUGGUAUGGGCAGUGUUGCCAUCAGUGACUUGAACAUAGUUGUGUCACACCAUCAGAGCAUGCUGUGCUACAAGGGUUUGUCUGAAUGCAAGAGCUGUAGAAGUUAAUUCAGUAAAGCCAAGUGUCGCAGACUAUGCUCAGAGAGCUCACUGUCCCAGCGAAGCAGGGUGCCUGUGUGUGUGAUGCAGGAGGUGGGGUGGGCUUGUCUGCAUGGGGUUUCUGAUACCAUGCACCAGAAAGAAGCCAGCGCCUGGGAGGAACCUCAGGAAAUGUUAGGAUAGCGUAACCUGCAAGAGACAGCAAGAAGGAAUGAAUUCCUUUUAGAGACAAGAAAGGAAAGCUUUCACAUCUGUUAACACCUGCAUGUAUCUCUCAGGUCUGUCUUGGUACAAGAGGAUGUUCAGCAUUUCCUACCUUCCUCCCUGUAGAUGAGAAGUAAGGGAGCCUUAGUGGAGAUACUGGGGAAGAAGCUCCUCAACAGCAGGUCUAGUGGCACAGGGAUAGAUUUUAUGAGAAGCUGGCUGAGCCUCCUCCAGGGCAGAGGGGGAAGAUGUCAGAGCAAGUGGUGCAGCUCAUCUGACCUGGAUCUUCAGGGGAGGUGAACUGCCAUGGGGAACACCACCAGUGAGCGAGUGUCAGGGGAGCGCCACAGCUCCAAGUCCCACCGCUCAGAUGGCUCCGGUGCCACCCACCCUGCCAAGGAGCACCCACACAAGAUCAUGGUGGGCAGCACUGACGACCCCAAUGUUUUCAGCUCCCAUGAUUCCAAGAUUCCUGGGGAUAAGGAGUUUGUGUCGUGGCAGCCGGAUCUGGAGGAGUCAGUGAAACCAUCUCAACAGGCUCGUCCCACUGUCAUCCGCUGGGCUGAUGGAGGCAAAGAGGUCUUCAUCUCUGGAUCUUUCAACAACUGGAGCACCAAGAUCCCACUCAUCAAGAGCCACAAUGACUUUGUCGCUAUCCUGGACCUCCCAGAAGGAGAACACCAGUACAAAUUUUUUGUGGAUGGCCAGUGGGUCCAUGACCCAUCUGAGCCUGUGGUCACCAGCCAGAUGGGGACGAUUAACAACCUGAUUCACGUCAAGAAGUCUGACUUUGAGGUGUUUGAUGCUUUGAAGGUGGAUUCCCUGGAGAGCUCAGAAACCUCAGACUUGUCAAGCUCACCACCUGGACCUUAUGGCCAAGAAUUGUAUGUAUACCGGCCUGAGGAGCGCUUCAAAUCCCCACCCAUCCUCCCACCUCACCUCCUCCAGGUCAUCCUGAACAAGGACACCAAUAUCUCGUGUGACCCAGCACUGCUGCCCGAACCCAACCAUGUCAUGCUCAAUCACCUCUACGCACUGUCCAUCAAGGUUGGCACAGCCAGGCUGCACUGGGCUAUCCCCCUCCUGCUCCCACUGACGCUGUGCCUCUCGCAGGAUGGCGUGAUGGUGCUCAGUGCCACACACCGCUACAAGAAGAAGUAUGUCACCACACUGCUGUACAAGCCCAUCUGAGCUGGGGCCUCACCCGCCCCCCACGCAGGACACCAAACGCCGCUUUGUCUGCACACACUGGGCCACAGGACUGUGCAAGAACUGACCGCUGGCUCCAGCCUCGAACGUGGCAGGGACGUGAGCCCUGGCAAUGAGCCCAGGGCCACUGCAGCUUGUGACACUGUCCGAUCCUACUGGUGUGGUUUGAUUUAACCCGUGGUUUCUGCUCACCUACAGCUCCCCUUGGCUUCUCUGAGUCUCUGGGGCCACUUUUGCUGCUCACCAGAACACCUUUUCCUUGUGCCCAGCAUGGAAAAGGCUUCACCUGCCCAUCUUGUCCAGCCUGCGCAGGCCCCACGGUGAUCCUGGCAGUGCUUCCAGGAACAUGUCCUAUCUGCUGAAGGUUGCUGUGCUGUCCUGGUGAUGAGCUUCCAAGGCCACCUUGAUCCCUACAGGCUGUGGGACAACGCAGCCUGCCCCAUCCUGCAGCCCUGGCUAUGGUGCUGCCCCACUCCUUGUGCUCACUAGCUUUGAGGAAGGGCUCUCAGCCCUGGCUGCAGCUCCAACCCUCUGCCAGGUUCAGCAUUGAGCCAGCAGGAGGGAGGGUGCAGCUGGACUGGAUGCAGCCACGCUUACCUGCCACUGGGACAGCACCGUCAAGGACUGAACGCACAGUCCCCAACAUCAAGUGCUUCUGCAGGGAAUGGCUGACUUCGUCACAGCCAGAGGGACACCAUGCACGCCAUGCUGGAGGGGCCUGGGAAGAGCGGAGCAGGGCACGUAUCCCAGGACCCUGGCUACACUGCCUAGUGCCAGCGCAGUGCCACACAACAGGGUUUUCUCUAUUUAUUACAGUAUUUAUUGAUCUCGA